UUUGUUCUCUGGCAGCAUGCAAUAAGUUCCAAUUGUAAAUAAAAUAAUUCCUUUAUUUUAAGUGAUCACAAUAAAUUUAAUUAACGUAAAUAAUGGCUGAGAAUAUUCAAGGAACCUUUACUUCAGAAAAAAUCUCGAAAAUAAGAUGGAAACGUGAAGAUUUUACAGAAGCUAAAUCUUUUCUAACCGGCAGUUGGGAUAAUCCGCAUAACCGAGUUUCUUAUUGGACUUUUUUAACUGAUGAAGAAGAAACAUAUCCUGCCGUAGUUAUGUCAUAUCCUCUGCUUGGCGAUGUUACUGAGCUUCAAUUUAUUAAUAGAGAUUGUGUGGUGGCUUCAUCGUCAAUAGGAUCAGUCGUUUUAUUACAAAUUGAAGAGAGUCCAUUUAAUGAAUUUAAAGAACUUAUGAGUUGGAACAAUAUCCAUCAAUUCGAUACUGCAGAGAACGCUUCUUGCACUGCUCUGGCAACUUUCAAUCAAGAUAUUGCAACUGUAGGUGAAGAUGGAAGAAUAAACUUGUUAACAGCCCAACAAAAAAAACCUGUAAGAGUCAUAAAUGAUGCUGACAGCUGCUCAUUGGUUUGUAUUGACUUUCUUCGUCAUAAUGAAAUUCUUACGAGCAAUAUCAGAGGACAUAUGAAACUCUGGGAUUUAAGAGAUGAUUCAAAUACUCCAGCAACAACGUUCAAACAUCCAGAUGAAUUAAAAACAGAAGCGACUGAUAUCACACAUCAUCCAACUCAAAGGCAUAUCGUAGCAGCUGGUGGUGGUGAUGGCAGUCUUUCCAUUUGGGACUUGCGACAAAAUACUCUACCAAUAUCGCAAUUAUUAGCUCACUCCCAUGCUAUUAGUGAAGUAAUGUUUCAUCCUGAUAGACCUGAUAAUUUGUUUACCUGUUCAAUAAAUGGUGAAUUAUGGCAUUGGAAUAAUGUUCAAGGAUCUAAACUUAAACCUGAUGUAGAUGGUCAUUGGUUAGCAACUCGAGGAAUUGAUGCGAAAGUGAAUAUCAAUGAAUUAUGUACACCAAUGCACAAACCAAUUAAUAGUAUUGAUAUUGACAAAUCAACUUUGUUAUUCGGUUGUGAUAACGAAGCCUUAUCAUCAUCAUCAUCAACAGCAACGCCGGUAACACCAGUGACAACUACAGCAAAGACUCCAGGACAAAUUAAUCCAUACACAAAAUUACCAUUUACUGCAAGAUAUUAUGAAUUGUACAAAAAACGGAUAACACUGCCGGUCUUUGAAUACCGAGCAGAUUUUAUGCGCCUUCUGAAUGAAUAUCAAUGCAUAGUAUUAGUCGGUGAAACGGGAUCUGGAAAGACUACACAGAUACCACAAUGGUGUGUCGAAUAUUCGACUCAAGUUGGUUCAAAAAACGUAGCUUGUACCCAGCCAAGAAGGGUAGCCGCAAUGUCAGUAGCACAAAGAGUAUCUGAAGAGAUGGAUGUUCAGCUUGGCGAACAUGUGGGUUACAGUAUACGUUUUGAAGACUGUAGCUCGCCUUAUACUGUGUUAAAAUACAUGACUGACGGUAUGUUGUUGAGAGAAGGCAUGUCUGACCCAAUGCUUGAAGCUUACCAGGUCAUUUUAUUGGACGAAGCUCACGAGAGAACUUUAGCAACGGACUUACUUAUGGGUGUAUUGAAAGAAGUAACAAAACAAAGAACUGAUCUAAAAUUGGUUAUCAUGAGUGCGACUUUAGAUGCUGGAAAAUUUCAACAAUAUUUUGACAACGCACCAUUAAUGAAUGUACCAGGUCGAACUCAUCCGGUAGAAAUUUUUUAUACUCCAGAACCGGAGCGAGAUUACCUCGAGGCGGCUAUUAGAACUGUUAUUCAAAUACAUAUGUGUGAAGACGUGCCUGGAGAUCUGCUGCUAUUUUUAACUGGUCAAGAGGAAAUUGAAGAGGCUUGUAAAAGAAUUAAAAGAGAGAUGGAUAAUUUGGGACCAGAAGUUGGAGAACUUAAGUGUAUCCCACUAUAUUCAACUUUACCUCCCAAUUUGCAACAGAGAAUUUUCGAAGCUGCACCUCCAAAUAAACCAAAUGGAGCUAUUGGACGAAAAGUUGUUGUUUCCACUAAUAUUGCAGAAACUUCUUUAACUAUUGACGGUGUUGUCUUUGUGAUUGAUCCUGGAUUUGCUAAACAAAAAGUAUACAAUCCAAGAAUUCGUGUUGAAAGUCUUUUAGUAUCACCAAUCAGCAAAGCUUCAGCCCAACAGAGAGCUGGACGAGCUGGAAGAACGAGACCUGGAAAAUGUUUUAGACUCUAUACAGAAAAAGCGUACAAAAAUGAGAUGCAAGAGAAUACAUAUCCUGAAAUUUUAAGAUCCAAUCUUGGAAGUGUUGUAUUGCAGUUGAAAAAGCUUGGAAUUGAUGAUUUAGUUCAUUUUGAUUUCAUGGAUCCACCAGCUCCAGAAACGUUAAUGAGGGCAUUGGAAUUGUUGAAUUAUUUAGCUGCAUUAGAUGAUGAUGGAAAUCUAACAGACUUAGGAGCUAUUAUGGCUGAAUUUCCUUUGGAUCCUCAACUUGCCAAGAUGUUAAUUGCUUCUUGCAACCAUAAUUGCAGUAAUGAAAUCCUUAGUAUCACUGCCAUGCUGUCAGUCCCGCAGUGUUUUGUAAGACCAAAUGAAGCAAAGAAGGCUGCAGAUGAUGCAAAAAUGAAAUUUGCUCACAUCGAUGGUGAUCAUUUGACCUUACUUAAUGUUUAUCACGCCUUCAGACAAAGUUCGGAAGACCCACAGUGGUGUUACGAUCAUUUUGUAAAUUAUCGAUCUCUAAAAAGUGGUGAUAACGUUCGACAACAAUUAAGUAGAAUUAUGGAUCGAUUUUCAUUAAAACGGACAUCAACAGAAUUUACAUCAAAAGAUUAUUAUAUAAAUAUAAGAAAAGCUUUAGUCGAUGGAUUUUUCAUGCAGGUCGCACAUUUAGAGAGAACAGGACAAUAUUUAACGAUUAAAGAUAAUCAAAUGGUACAAUUACAUCCUAGUAGUUGUUUAGAUCAUAAACCAGAAUGGGUCAUUUAUAACGAGUUUGUACUUACAACUAAAAAUUAUAUCAGAACAGUAACAGACAUAAAACCUGAAUGGCUUUUAAAAAUUGCACCACAAUACUAUGAUCUACAAAAUUUCCCCCAAUGUGAAGCAAAGAGACAAUUGGAAGUAAUUCAAGCAAGAUUAGAAUCUAAACAAUAUCAGGAAGGAUUCUAACUGCUUUUAGGCCUAGAUAAGUUCGAUAAAAAGGUAAUAAUGAGUAAGGAAACAACAAUGUAAUGGUAUUGAUGAAUAUUUUUAUCCAUUAUACCGAUUAGCCACUUUGGCAUUUAAUUUGAUUGCCUUCAACGUCGAAUUAAUUGACUUAUAUAAGUCAACAAAUGUUUUUGAUAAUUCAGUAAUCGAUUAUGUCUGAAUACAUAAUAGAAACAAACUUUUCGAAAUAAUCAGUGAGAAAGAAAAAAUUAUUUUUCACAUUUGUCACAAUGUACAAUGAACCAUAAAAUCAACAAUUAAAAAAAUUAGAAAAUAAAAUUUAAAAAAACGUGACUUGACACAUUAAUAAAUUAAUUUUUGUAUUGGUUAUUACGAAAAAAGAAUGUGUCAAAUUACAUUACAAUAUUUUCGUUGUUCAUUCAGAACUUUUUUGAGUAUGCUUCAAAAAAAAAACCAUUUUCAUAUUCAUUAUUUUUAACCAUUUAAAAACAAAAAUUUUUGCGCACUUUUUAUAUUUAUUAAAUUAAAUUAGCUAUUAAAACUACAUCAAAUAUUUAUAUUCUUAAAUAUACACAUAUUAAUGAAGAAGUUAUAAUUGAUUUGACUUUUUAAUAUUGAAUUAAUUAAUAAAAAAAAAAAACAAUUGUUAGAUAAAAUAGUUUGAAGCAUAAUGUUGAAUGAAAAAUUAUAUGAUUUAUAUUUACUUUUAGUGUAGUAUUUACUAUUGACUAAAUAAUCGUGAAUACUUUCGUUGCGUAAACUUCAUUAAAUGUUUGUAAAUAAAUGGCAAAAUCAGAAAAAGAAAAUACCAACUAUUUUAAAAAGUGGUUAAA
Messenger RNA from Chelonus insularis, 4039 nucleotides. RefSeq names its product DEAH-box helicase 15 (gene Dhx15). NCBI's taxonomy places the organism in Eukaryota, Metazoa, Arthropoda, Insecta, Hymenoptera, Braconidae. The record is from RefSeq and is a predicted model, not a curated record. The transcript is spliced from 11 exons. Gene Ontology annotation, cellular component: intracellular anatomical structure; spliceosomal complex. Gene Ontology annotation, molecular function: RNA binding; ATP binding; RNA helicase activity. Bases 93 to 3206 code for a protein of 1037 amino acids.